ACCAUAGCAACCGUAGCGAAGCACUUCAAAACAAUCACGCAUUACUUUUAGCGUAAUUCAAACAUUAUCAACAUGGAUUUAAGACUUAUGGAUAAAUUACGUUUAUUAAAAAUCGACACGGAUCUGCGUCCCCAGAUAAAAAUGAAACCGUUGAGUCGAUAUUAUUUCGUGACGUCCACUAAUCCGAACGAACAGUUUUUCGUGUUUGCCUCGACAGCGGCCUGGUUGAUAAGGAAGUGUGGCAAGGAUUUCGCUCAGCCCAACGAAGAGGACGAUCCUAACACAAUCAUAGCUGCAGUAAUUGAUGUACUCAAAGAAAACGAAGUUAAUGUAGAUUUCUCUUCGCAUAAACUAAAACAAGGAUGGGGCGAUCAAGUUUGUAGUAUCCUGAAUAUUCUCGCAGAUGAAGCAUUGAAAAAAGAAAACUUUGAAUGGCAAAAACCAGUUGUUGACAUACCAGAAUCAGAAGAGUCGGUUGAUGACAUUGAUCAAGUUGAAGACGAAACCGAAAUAUUACUGGACAAAGUUGAAGAUGAAAUGCCCAUUUAUUCUGAUGAAUCUGAAGGAGAUAUUAAUGCAGACGAAAAAGAACCAAGUAACAUAGCCCAAAAGGUUCACGAUUGGGAAGCGUGGAAGUUGGAAUUGGAAAGGGUCGCUCCGGCUCUAAGAUUGAAGAUAUCCGCCGAUGGACGCGACUGGCGAGCGAGACAUGCACAGAUGAGGAGUUACAAAGAAGAGUUAUUCGAUAGAUUUAAAACAACGGGAACCCAGCUGAAUAAAUUGCACAGUAGCAUUUCAUCGGCUAUGGAUAAGGUAACGGCCAGGGAGAAUAUAUUGAAUGAGCAAUUCGAGCCUCUUGUCAAAGAAUAUGGUUCUCUACUCGACGAACUAAACAAAGUGUCAAAUGAAUAUAAAGAGGCCAGUGUAGGUAUCACUGAAAGGCAAGACAUGUUGAACGAGCUUUCAACAAAGCUAGAGAAUAUUAAACAAAGAACCGAAUCUAAAGGGUCCUCGAUGAACGACAAUUCUCCUCUAGUUACAGCAAAGAAAGCUGUCGCGACCUUGAAGAAAGAUAUACAGGAAAUGGACUUUCAGAUCACGGUGUUGCUGUGGCUUCUGACAACAAAGGAAUCGAAUGGCAACAGUUUACUUAAUAACAAGGAAUCUGGGAUGAUUGCCAACGAAGUGUACUAAAUACAAUCUAUACUAAUACAUCAAUCUAGUGGUUUUUACGGAUGUUCCGUUAUAACUACUGAACCGUGCAUCCGAUUGACUUGAAACUUGGUAUCCAUGUAGAUAAUACAUGUACUUAAUGGAUAGGCUAACAUUGAUGUGUUGGACUCCCUACACCAGUUGCGGGGGCGUUAAUGAUGAGAAUUUUUGUGGGGUUGAGAAAUAAUAAUGUUUAAAUGCCCAGCGAAGCGGAGGGGUUCAGCUAGUUAAUUAUUAUUUUAGAUUGAUACAGUAUUUGUACGAAGUUUUUGGUGUGUCGCUAUUAAUGUUGGCAAAUCGAAUCCAAGGUUUGCCACUAAGCAGUCUCAACAAAAUAAUUCUGUCAAAACGAAAUGGUUUGUUAUUUGUUGAAUGCAAUGUAUGGUUUAAUACGACUAUUUUGCCCGACUUUAUUGGACUACCGAACAAUGCAUUUAUAAGACAUGAAAUGUAUUAAUGUCUUGUUUCAAUAACUGUUUGUAGUUUUUUAAGAUUUAUUUUGUCUCAUGUAUGCAAACUCUUCUUUGUACUACUAGGCUACUUUGGUCAUAUUGUCAGUUAGGAACCUAACAAUUGUCACAAACUGGUGGCGUUGUGGCUAAAGUAAAUUGCAAAAGGCCUCAUAGAUGCCCUUGCUUUUACCAAAUGAAGACAUUCAUUGGCCUACCUCACUUCAGCUCUUAGAGUUGCUGAAAAUCGACGACCUCAGUUAAAAGAAGAACACGAUCAAGAAGGAUCAGAAAAAAAAUUGUAAAUUUUGAUGACAUUAAUUUUUAUAUUGGUGGGCUAUAAAUAAAUACCUAUCAGCGUUUUAUACGGUUUUCUCGAGUCGUAGACAUAAUUAAAAUUAAUUCUACGAUUUAAUAUAAUAUGCUUUUCAUAGUUUUUUUUUACACGGACGUCGGGCCACGACAACUGUAAAAGUAUUCGAAACUCUUUUUCUUUUUCUCUACCUUAUCCCACUAGGUGGGGUCGGCACAGCAAAUUUUUCUCUUCCAUUCUCUUCUAUCAGCCGUCAUCUCAACACUCACUCCUCUCUCUCUCUCUCUCUCUCUCUCAUAUCGUCAUUCACACACUCCAUCCAUGACCUCUUCCCCCUCAAAGUAUUCGAAGCGUCGGAUAUAAUAAUUCUAGGAGUGAGAGGCUAUUUGGUUUCAGCGACAUAUUUGCAACUUUACAGGACUCAUAUUCAAAGUUUAAAAUUUGGAAAAAAUAUCAUACCAAAAAAACUUCUUUAGCUAUUUGAUUGGGGUAAACUUAAUUGAAUAAAAACAUCGAAGUGUUGAUGCUAAUACCAAAUAAAACGGACCUUUAGUUACAUCGAUAAAUGUCGAGCCAAAUAACCUGUCACCCCACGAUACAAUGAAGAAAAAAAAAACGCGAUAUUAAACUGUAAAAGAUAUAUUAAUUAAUAUCUGUUAGAUUUUUGAAUUGCGACUUAAAUAUUGUAUUACAAAAAGUAUUGUACAAGUAGUAUUGACGUCAUUUUAUGACCAUUCCUUUGCGGUUGAGGCUGUCCGUUUAUGGAAUGCGUUACCCUUAAGCGUUAAACUAUCUUCCUCGCCGGAAAUUUUCAAGUCCAGAUUGAAAUCGCACUACUUUGCUUCUAUGAUAUAACUGUAUAAGUUCCUACUUCUUUUGUAUUUUAUCUUGUAUAUUUUUAGUAUUUAUUUGUAUUUAAUCGUAUGUAAGUUUAUCUUAUAUGGUAUUUAUUUUUCACAUGUGUAUUUAAGUAUAUAUUUUUAUGUAAGUUUAUUAAGAUAUAGCACCGUCCAGUUAACUUAUUCCUCUCCCUGCAAGGUUGCCUGGAAGAGAUCGCUUUCAGCGAUAAGGCCGCCGAUUUAUAUACCGACUUUUGUUUUGUUACUUUACUGUGUACAUAUUAAGGUGUUAUAUAAAUAAAGAGUUAUUAUUAUUAUUAUUAUUAUCAAUAAAAAUAAAAUAAUACACU
Molecule: messenger RNA, 3163 nt
Organism: Bombyx mori (domestic silkworm)
Lineage: Eukaryota; Metazoa; Arthropoda; Insecta; Lepidoptera; Bombycidae
Gene: IFT57
Product: intraflagellar transport protein 57 homolog
Exons: 1
Coding region: 73-1194 (373 amino acids)
Biological process (GO): non-motile cilium assembly; intraciliary transport
Cellular component (GO): cilium; intraciliary transport particle B; Golgi apparatus
Source: RefSeq, a predicted model, not a curated record